Messenger RNA from Myotis davidii, 1888 nucleotides. RefSeq names its product arylsulfatase family member J (gene ARSJ). The transcript is spliced from 2 exons. Lineage: Eukaryota; Metazoa; Chordata; Mammalia; Chiroptera; Vespertilionidae. The annotation marks the transcript as partial. The record is from RefSeq and is a predicted model, not a curated record.
GCCGAGGGGGUGAAGCUGGAGAACUACUACGUGCAGCCCAUCUGUACGCCCUCCCGCAGCCAGCUCCUCACCGGCAGGUAUCAGAUCCACACGGGCCUGCAGCACUCGGUCAUCAGGCCCGCACAGCCCAACUGCCUGCCGCUGGGCCACGCCACGCUGCCGCAGAAGCUGAGGGAGGCGGGCUACGCCACGCACAUGGUGGGCAAGUGGCACCUGGGCUUCUACCGGCGCGAGUGCAUGCCCACCCACAGGGGCUUCGACACCUUCUUUGGGUCCCUCCUGGGCAGCGGGGACUACUACACUCACUACAAGUGCGACGGCCCCGGGGCGUGCGGCUACGACCUGUACGAGAACGACCGUGCCGCCUGGGACCACGACGACGGCGUGUACUCCACGCACAUGUACACGCGCAGGGUGCAGCAGAUCCUGGCGGCCCACGACCCCGGGAAGCCUCUGUUUCUCUACAUUGCCUACCAGGCCGUCCACUCGCCGCUGCAGGCGCCCAGCAGGUACUUCAGGCACUACCGGUCCAUCGCCAACACGCACCGGCGCCGGUAUGCGGCCAUGCUCUCCUGCCUGGACGAGGCCGUGGGCAACGUGACCCUGGCCCUGCGGGCGCACGGCCUCUACAACAACAGCAUCCUCAUCUACUCCUCCGACAACGGCGGCCAGCCCUCCGCCGGGGGCAGCAAUUGGCCCCUCAGGGGCAGCAAGGGCACCUACUGGGAAGGGGGCAUCCGGGCCGUGGGGUUUGUGCACAGCCCCCUCCUGAGGCAGCGGGGCACAGUGUGCAGGGAGCUGGUGCACAUCACCGACUGGUACCCCACGCUGGUGGCGCUGGCCGAGGGGCACAUCGAGGAGGACGCUCACCUGGACGGCUACGACGUCUGGGAGACCAUCAGCGAGGGCCUGCGCUCACCCCGUGUGGACAUCUUGCACAACAUCGACCCCAUCUACACCAAGGCCAAGCACGGCUCCUGGGCGGCCGGCUACGGCAUCUGGAACACAGCCGUCCAGUCGGCCAUCCGCGUGCAGCACUGGAAGCUGCUCACGGGCAACCCCGGGUACGGCGACUGGGUGCCCCCUCAGGCCUUCAGCAACCUGGGCCCCAGCCGCUGGCACAGUGAGCGGGUCACCUUGGCGACGGGCCAGAGCGUGUGGCUUUUCAACAUCACGGCCGACCCCUACGAGAGGGUGGACCUCUCGGGCAGGUACCCCGGCGUAGUGAGGCAGCUGCUCCGCCGGCUGUCACAGUUUAACAGGACAGCAGUGCCCGUCAGGUAUCCCCCCGGGGACCCCAGGAGCAACCCUCGGCUCAACGGGGGCGUCUGGGGGCCCUGGUACAUAGAGGAAAGCAAGAAGAAGAAGAAGCCACGCAAAAAUAAGGCUGAGGGGAAGCAGAAGAGAAGGAAGACGAAGAAGAGGCCGCAGGAGGCAGGCUCGGGUCCCCAGAGCCGACCAGGUGCCCCUUGGGGGUGACGGUCCUCAGUCUGUCACCUGUUUGCUAUUCAGAAAGCAAAAGUGGUUUCACUCUUCCCAUCACAGGCCACGGGGGCCAUCUGGACACCCCCUGGGGUCCUUCUGCUGGGUGCUUGAGGUGCUGCUCCUGGAGACACCCUUAGGGGACACGGGGAUGUCCACCUCCCCGGCUCCUUAAAAGGCAGUCGUGGCCUUAUGAGCUCCCCUGCUGUGCUUUCCAUUCUAACGGGAUGCCGACCUGCUGCAGCGCCCGCUCCCCUGAUGGAGGGACCAGGCACCUGGUUAAAAGUGCCUUUGAGAAGGACAGCCAAAGGCUGGUCCACCUCCCAGGCUUCAAGAAAUAGAUUUGUUGCUGUUGUUAAUCCUCACCCCAGGAUAUUUUUCCAUUGAUUUUUAGAGAGGGUGGACG